Molecule: messenger RNA, 1097 nt
Organism: Corythoichthys intestinalis (scribbled pipefish)
Lineage: Eukaryota; Metazoa; Chordata; Actinopteri; Syngnathiformes; Syngnathidae
Product: fibroblast growth factor 10-like
Exons: 3
Coding region: 1-750 (249 amino acids)
Biological process (GO): positive regulation of gene expression; animal organ morphogenesis; limb development
Cellular component (GO): cytoplasm
Molecular function (GO): chemoattractant activity; type 2 fibroblast growth factor receptor binding; growth factor activity
Source: RefSeq, a predicted model, not a curated record
AUGUUCAGAUGUGCUGCUGGAGGGCGUAAAGCUGCCUCGUCCUACUCCAGGACUGACUUUGGGGCUCAUUCUUGCUCUGAGACCGUCGAUUGGUUGAGGUCCGCCACGCUGUUUUCCUCGUGGUCUCUGACUCUCCUGCUAGCUCUGGUAGCUCUUGCCUUCACCCUUCCUGGAGCAGCCUGCCAUCAACUCAGAAGAGACGGACUAAGGCUCACCGUACCUCGAAGCCAAAGGGCUCCUCUGAACAUUUCGGAAAGCGUAAGUGUCUACAAGCCCAGGGCCACCACGGCCCCCACAGGUCGGACUGGGGGACCGCAGGGUAGGCAUGUACGCAGUUACAACCAUCUUCAAGGAGACAUACGGAAGAGGAAGCUGUUCUCUUUCCAGAAGUUUUUCCUGAGAAUCGACAAGAAUGGGCGGGUCAAUGGAACCAAAAGCAAGGAUGACCCUCUUAGUAUUCUGGAAAUUACAUCGGUGGAUGUGGGGGUGGUGGCUAUCAAAGGACUGAACAGCAACUACUAUCUGGCAAUCAGCAGAAAGGGAGAACUGUACGGAGCAAGGGAGUUUGGCAUUGAUUGCACCCUGAAGGAGCGCAUCGAGGAGAACGGCUACAACACGUACGCUUCAGCCGAAUGGAAGAACAAGAAACGUCAGAUGUUUGUGGGUUUGAACAUCCACGGGAGGCCCGUGCGAGGGAGGAGAACGCGUCGGAAAAACACGACCACCCACUUCCUUCCAAUCAUGGCGUGAGCCGGGCAAAUACGUAUGUUGGAAAAAGGACAAAAACGUAGCACUGGCAAAAAGUUGAAGACUCACUGAAAAAUUUUUAGAAAUAAGGCACUAACACUGACAAACAAGGAAGAUUGUGUACUUCACAUGAGAGGGAUGGGUGUGUAUGUGUUUGCUGUGGCACAGGAUAAAAUAUGAAUCCUAUUUCUGUGCCAAACAAUAGCUAUAUGGUGAAAAUAAAAACAACUAUCCCAGCUAAUGAGAAAGUGUAGGUGCAGGCAAACGGGUGAUCUAAUGUGUCCUGUUUAUUAUUAAAUACAAGACGACAUCACAAUGAAGAAAAAAAAAUUCAAUUUUUUAAUGCCUGU